UGCGUGGCACGAGCAUGCAUGGAAUUGGAAGUGCGAACUUGAAGGUUGAGUUCCGUCAGAUUUAAUUGGAUGAAAUCGCCGACUCUGGAAACAAAGUUUUAUGAAGUGACAUUUGUUUGCUGAGGAAUGUGUCUUGAUAAAGGAGAACUUUAGAGCGUUGGGCCGAGCUACAACACUGCCAGCAGCUGCCAAUCAACAAACCCGCAGUCCUCGCAUAAUCAUCAGAAAACGUCACUCCAUUCAUCUGAGCAUUCCAUCUGCCGUCAGCAUUCCUGCAGCUGUGGGAUUUUGCAUCAAUUUCUCUGUGGUCCCGUUGAUUACGAGCACUGCACCAACAACAGCUGAAAGAGAGUUGAAUAAAGUGUUACUGGUUUAACCUUCAUUUCGUGUGCCAACUCGUCAUUCCUUCAAGAACUCUGCAGAGACCUAAAAGACGCUACAGUGCACGUAUGUGUCUGACGGCGUUUGUGUUAAACCCAGACCCCGGGGAUGGCGGAUAUCGUCUCAUACUCGCCUUCAACCGAGAUGAGUUUUACGAGAGACCCACCAAACCCGCCGAGUUUUGGGACAGGAAUUCCGACAUAAUAAGUGGUCAGGAUAUGUUUGUAGGCAAGGAGGGAGGUACCUGGCUAGGUAUGAGCCGAUCGGGCCGGCUGGCCAUGCUUCUGAAUAUCCUGCAACCUGACGGGAUUAACCCAGAUGCUAAAGGAAGAGGCUCCCUUGUGUCAGACUUUCUGGAAGGUAGCAUGGAUGGCCAGACCUACCUCCAAGGCAUAGCAAAGGAAUGCGAUUCGUACAACGGCUUCAAUCUCAUCACUGUGGAACUUGGGAAUAAUGGAAGCAUAGAUGCUAACUACUACACAAACUAUGCCCUGGAGGCGACAGACCCCAUCAAACUGACCUCAGGUAUACAUACAUUCUCAAACCACACAAUCAACACGGCAUGGCCAAAGACAGAUCACGUACAAACAGAACUUGAGAAAAUCGUCCAAAAUGCACACAGCCUUACCAAAGAAGAACUAACAGGAGAGUUAUUGGCAAUGAUGGCUUGCGAUGUACCGCUUGUGUCCAGUGCAGACAUUUCCACAGAAGACAUGGACAUCUCUAAGUUCAAAGAAAUGCUGAAGGAAUUGGUGUUCAUCAAGUCAAACACAUAUGGAACAAGGACCACAACUGUUAUCCUUAUUGAUGCAGUGGGAAAUGUCUCAUUCACUGAGAGGACACUGAGAGAACCAAUCGAUCCAGCCCACCCGGAUUGGGAACAGCGGAAUCACACAUUCUCCCUGCUUUAAACCCUUCCCGGCCCUUUAAAAUCCAGCAGGAGGUCUAGCAGGAUACUGGCGUGAUUGAGGAAGGUAGAGCCCAGCCACUGUCACUAUGCAUAGAGAUUUUAACACACGUUGGCUCAGGGUAGCUUAUAUGAAGUUAACAACAAACACGCUUUCUUGUGAACAAUUAUUUCAUAUAGAUCUACCGCUGGUUUUGACACACAGUCUGUGGUGAUGGUGCAUUUGGACUGCUAAUCUUGCUGGGUCACUGAAUCAGGCCAAUUUCGCCCAAAUUUUAAGAUAUUUAUUUUAAAUCAGCCAAUUCCCCUAAGAUGCAACCAUACUGGCAGUUUCCAUUUUUAACUGUAAUGCACUUCUAUGCAAUUAUUAUUUUUUUUGGGGGGGGAGGGGCAUUUAAAAAUUUUUGGAAUGCCUUGCUAUAUUAUUACAUUGUCUUUAUGUCGUAUUCCAUUUUCUAGUGCAUAUUGUCAAGGCAUUAUUUUAUGUAAUUAUUGAUAAUAGUUUUUUUUAACCUCUAUCAUAAUCGAGUACAGUCCUAAAGUGAUCAAAUGUGAUAAAUUGUGCAAUUUAAUAUGAACAUGGUUUCAGAAGUAUGAGCAGAUGUAGUAGCGUGAUAGACCUUUUGAAAUGUAAAUUCGUUAAAUACUUGCGUUAUUUUAACCCCUUGAGUACUUUAUUUGCAUAUUUGCCUCAACAGUACACAUGUACUUUUCAAUUUUUUUAAUAGCUGCAGUAGUUACUGACUGAAACUCUCUAAUGGAUUUGGAAAGUGCAAAUCUUGUAGCAAAAGAUAACCAAUUUGAAAUG
This is a messenger RNA of Patiria miniata (bat star), 2096 nucleotides long. Its product is annotated as transport and Golgi organization protein 2 homolog. Gene Ontology annotation, cellular component: Golgi apparatus. NCBI's taxonomy places the organism in Eukaryota, Metazoa, Echinodermata, Asteroidea, Valvatida, Asterinidae. The record is from RefSeq and is a predicted model, not a curated record. Gene Ontology annotation, molecular function: transmembrane transporter activity. The transcript has 9 exons. The coding region runs from base 450 to 1292 and encodes 280 amino acids. Gene Ontology annotation, biological process: transmembrane transport; Golgi organization; protein secretion.